Messenger RNA from Eruca vesicaria subsp. sativa (arugula), 1086 nucleotides. NCBI's taxonomy places the organism in Eukaryota, Viridiplantae, Streptophyta, Magnoliopsida, Brassicales, Brassicaceae. The record is from the annotation of a GenBank genome assembly.
AUGCUAAUGUGCUCAUCGAAAUCUACCUCAAGAAGAGAAGGACCAAGAAGCCCAAACUGCCUUCUACUGCAAGGGAAAUACGUAUAUCUGCAAGAGACCAAUACACUUGAGUUUGAGAGGAAACCUGAUGAUGGGUUUGCUGCAGAGAUCCGUUCUCAAAACCCUGAGACAAGCAGGCAUACCGUCACGAACUACUGGAGGCCUAUGAAUGCUGUAUCAAUUACAAGAGCAAUUUACAAGAAGCUGAACUUACACAGGCGUGGGAUCUUUACUAUCACGUUUUCAAACGGAUUGACAAACAGCUUGCCAUCUGUUUCUCCUGAACUGCUGCUCUGUCGUGACUUGGAGUUGGCUGUUCCUGGAACAUAUCGUGCAGAUGCCCCGGUUGUGACGAUAUCAUCGUUUUCACGCCAACUUGUUGUCAUAACCUCAAAACAACGGCCACGGAAGUUGACUAUUCACGGAAAUGAUGGUGAGGACUAUGCCUUUCUGUUAAAGGGACAUGAAGAUCUAAGGCAAGAUGAGCGUGUUAUGCAGCUUUUUGGUUUGGUGAACACUUUGCUCGAGAAUUCCAGGAAAACAGCAGAAAAGGAUCUGUCCAUCCAACGGUAUUCAGUAAUACCACUAUCUCCCAAUAGUGGACUCAUUGGAUGGGUUCCAAACUGCGAUACCCUUCACCAUCUUAUUCGAGAGUACAGAGAUGCUCGACAGAUCAUUCUUAAUCAAGAACACAAACAUAUGUUGAGUUUUGCUCAAAACUAUGACAAUCUGCCGCUCAUAGCAAAGAUUGAAGUAUUUGAGUAUGCUCUAGAAAACACAGAGGGAAAUGAUCUGUCCAGGGUUCUCUGGUUAAAAAGUCGGUCAUCAGAGGUAUGGCUGGAGAGAAGAACCAACUAUACUAGAAGUUUAGCAGUUAUGAGUAUGGUUGGUUAUAUUCUUGGGUUAGGUGAUCGACACCCAAGUAACCUUAUGCUACAUAGACACAGUGGUAAAAUCUUGCAUAUUGAUUUUGGAGAUUGUUUCGAGGCAUCUAUGAAUAGGGAGAAGUUUCCUGAAAAGGUAUUUACUAUAGUGUUUUCCUCAUAA